AGAACCGUCGAUAGAUCUUCCUCUUCAUCUCCGCUUUCUCCCUUUCUCCCUUCUCCUAGGGUUUUCUUUCUCAUUCUCAGUCUCAAUCAACAAACAGAGACAGAGAAAUACACAGGAAGCCAUGGACGAUAGCUGUGCUGUGUGUGCCGAGUCUCUUGAAUGGGUGGCCUACGGCCCCUGCGGCCACCGGGAGGUCUGCUCCACCUGCGUCGCUCGCCUCCGCUUCAUCUGCGAAGAUCGCAGUUGCUGCAUAUGCAAGACCCAGUCCGACGUCGUUUUCGUCACCAAGGCCUUAGGAGAUUAUACAAGAAUGAUUAAUGACUUUUCAGUCUUGCCAUCGAAAGUAAGGGAGGGUAAAGUGGGAUCAUACUGGUACCAUGAGGAUACACAAGCAUUUUUUGAUGACAUGGACCACUACAAGAUGAUCAAGGCAAUGUGCAAGCUUUCAUGCAGUGUAUGUGAUAAAAUGGAGGGGCAACCACAGGAUGGCUCAAAGCGUCGAGCAAAUAUUAGGAACAUUGAACAGUUGAAGGGUCAUUUAUUCCAUCAACAUAAGUUGGUUAUGUGCAGUCUUUGUUUGGAGGGAAGGAAGGUAUUUAUUUGUGAACAAAAGCUAUAUACUAGGGCACAAUUGAAUCAGCAUAUAAGCACAGGGGACACCGAGGUGGAUGGAAGUGAGAGUGAAAGAGGUGGUUUUGCAGGGCAUCCUAUGUGUGAAUUUUGCAAAACUCCAUUCUAUGGGGAGAAUGAACUGUACUCACAUAUGUCUACUGAACAUUACACCUGUCAUAUAUGCCAAAGGCGGCAUCCAGGACACUAUGAGUAUUAUAAGAAUUAUGAUGACCUAGAGAUCCACUUCCGUCAAGAGCAUUUCUUGUGUGAAGAUGAGGCCUGCCUUGCCAAAAAGUUUAUCGUAUUUCUAUCUGAAGCAGACUUGAAGAGACACAAUGCUCUUGAACAUGGAGGACGAAUGUCACGUUCGCAGCGUAAUGCUGCUCUGCAGAUACCAACUAGCUUUCGAUAUCGACGAAAUAAUGAACAAGAUCGUCGUCGUGGAAGAGGACGGACAUUUCAACUUGAUUCUUCUGAAAAUCAACUUGCUAUGGCCAUUGAAGCAAGUUUGGAGACAGCGAAUGCAGAUCGUACAUUUCAUGAUCCAUCUUCAUCAUCCAGUCUGCAAUUUACUCCUGAUCCUGGGGAUGCAAGUGAUAUUGAUCCAAUCAUUCAGCCAUUUGAAUCAUUAGCUGCAACAGAUUCUGAAUCAUCUUCGAGGUACCGUCAAGCCUUGGGAAGGGCAAGCAAUGCUCCUUUGGAAGAGUCUUCCUUUCCACCCCUCCCCAUGGCACCCAAAAAGAAUCAACGAAAACCAAAACAAGACUCAGAAGGUUUUCCCGCCAACUCUAUGGCAGCACAUCUCCGCCGCCAAAGAAAUGUGACUGUUGUUAAUUCAGCUCAGGCUUGGCCAGCAGCAAGUCGGGGACCACUGCUGCCGUCAAGUGCUUCAAACCAAUCUAGACCUACAACAAAUUCAGCACCUGUAAUGUCACGUAGUUCUGGGCAACCUAAAAUGGCCACUGGUAAGGGACCAGCAGCAUCUAGUUUUGCGAGUAUGGCUCAGGCUCGGCCAACUCAUGCACUUCUAUCUGUUGGCUCUUCAAGGGACUUGGGCAACACUGGUCGGAUCAGCCACUCUGCAUCAGCCCCAGAUCUUGUGGAGAGUGGGUCAGUGGAACCUUCAAUUUCUGAUUUCCCUCCAGUUUCUGCAGCACAAAUGCACAAAAUGCCCUCAAGUAGCCAGGCUCUGUUAAAUGUGGAAGAUGUUCAGACUGCAAACAGGUCUUUGGUGGAAAGGAUCCGUGCUGGUCUUGAAUUUGACGAAGACAAAUUCACUGCUUUUAAAGACAUAUCUGGACAAUUUCGCCAGGGUUUAAUUGACACUGGAAGAUAUCUGGAUUAUGUGCGGCGAUUUGGCUUGUCACAUCUCAUUCUUGAGAUGGCUCGGCUCUGUCCUGAUCCGCGGAAACAGAAAGAUCUUGUUGAGACCUAUAAUGCUAGUUUGAGGAGCAAUGUUUCACAAGCUAAUGGUUGGGGCACUGGCAAUGCCCGCCUGAAAGACAGCAAAGGCCCUAGAAAAGGUAAAGGGAAGUCUGUAGCUGCUGAAGACAGUAAUUCAAAGGAUAGAUUAGCAAAUAACUUUUUAAGCACCGUACAACAACUGCAGUCGAGCUACAAGCCCUCUGAAGAACAGGAGUUGUUAUCUAGGGAAGGGUACCGUGCUUCCAAAGGCCAAUCGAGCAUAUUGAUGGAUGAGCAGCAGCGUGUGGAUCUAAAUAAUACUGGUAGUCAGCCCUUAAUUAAGCCGAGGGGUCAGAACGAUUCCCUAUCAGCUGGUAGUGUAUCUGAUCAAAAUAUAGGGGAUGGUGGUGGAGGGAGUAAGCAACGAAAGAAGACUCCAAAGUUCCUCAGAGCUCGAUUGGGUGAUGGAUCCGUGGCAUCACUUUUAGAUUCCAAAAAUACAAAUCAUGAUUCAGAUCCGGAAGCAACUGAUGAGAGGUUCGAUGGUAACCAGAACCCCAAUGGAGGGUUGCCUAUGCGAGGUGUUUGGCGAAGUGGUGGAGGCCAUAAACUCUUCUCCUAAGCAGUUUUUCCAGGAGAGCCUAAAAACUCUGAAUUCCAGUAGUAGUUUCUGUGAAGUACAAGAAUCACAAGUAUCAGAAUUACAAUUGAUCUGGCAAACAAAAGAAAAGGAUUCUAUUUCUUGCCUUGAUUGUCAUGUCUUUUUCAAGUUGAGUUGGAUUGUCUAGUUUAGCCAUUUAAGGCUAUAUGAUUUUGUGGCAUGGUAUUUUUGAAAGACAAGAAUGUUGCCUGAAAGGGGGAGUUUUGAUUUUUGAUCUUGAUUACCACAAAUGUUCAUAUACGACACUUUUUUGAAUAUAUAUACUGCAAAGGUUGAAGUCUACAA
Molecule: messenger RNA, 2962 nt
Organism: Corylus avellana
Lineage: Eukaryota; Viridiplantae; Streptophyta; Magnoliopsida; Fagales; Betulaceae
Biological process (GO): rescue of stalled cytosolic ribosome; protein ubiquitination
Molecular function (GO): ubiquitin protein ligase activity; ribosome binding
Source: RefSeq, a predicted model, not a curated record